Molecule: messenger RNA, 3406 nt
Organism: Orbicella faveolata
Lineage: Eukaryota; Metazoa; Cnidaria; Anthozoa; Scleractinia; Merulinidae
Product: galactosylgalactosylxylosylprotein 3-beta-glucuronosyltransferase 3-like
Biological process (GO): carbohydrate metabolic process; chondroitin sulfate proteoglycan biosynthetic process
Cellular component (GO): Golgi membrane
Molecular function (GO): galactosylgalactosylxylosylprotein 3-beta-glucuronosyltransferase activity
Source: RefSeq, a predicted model, not a curated record
CUGACAGAAUCUGUUACAAAUGAGAGUCGAAACGGGGCUACAAACUACCUUGCGUCGAUUUUCGUUCAUGACUUAGAAAUGACGAGCUCUUAAUUUGAAAAAGAGUCUUUUUAAAACAUUUGUCAGUUGCAUUCAGUGCUGGCGACAUAUUCAGGCAGUGAAAAACAAAACUAUUUUGCUGCCCGCUGUUUUAAUGGGUUUGAAGGUGUAACUGGUACCAGUUUAAAAGAAGCUAGCUAACUGGUUUUUAGACAAAUUUGAUUGGUGCCUGCUAAAAGAAAGAAAAUCCAUGUGCUCUCAACUGAUGACUAUAACAUCAAAAGCCUAUUUGAAACUAAAAUAACCUUAGUAGAAAGAGAGAGAAACUUUCAGCCAUGAAUAUUUACCAAUAAUAUUCACACAAGGGAAAUAACUAACAUUGAAUCAGGAACACAUCUAGGAAAUCGUGCACGAAGAAACAAAAAUAUCACGUUAUUCAAGAACGUUUACAAUGAUGUUUCGAGGUGUUAUAAAGUAUGUAGCCUUUCUUGGAGUUCUUAUUGGAAUUGGAAUUAUCACAAAAGUUCUAGAACAAGUUGUUGAAAGCGCAAGUAUUAAAGCGUUAUACAUUAGUCAAUAUGAUUCUCGAUUGCUCAGAAGAACUCCUUCAAAUACGGAAGUAACACCACUAUCCCUAACGUCCAAAGUCCACACAAAACUUAGUGAAACUAAAGAUCCGUUUACGCUAGCGGGUAAAUCUAGAAUUGAAGACCAGAAACUGCUUCAGCAAGAACUUCAGGCGAAAUUAAAAGAUUUAGAGGAAAGAAUAGCUUUGCAAAAGUCUGGCUGGGAUCCAAAGCUGCCAAUUAUUUACGCCAUUACUCCUACCUACAGACGCUUUCUGCAGAAGGCCGAACUUACACGUUUGUCUCAAACUUUAAAACACGUUAAAAAUUUCCACUGGAUAGUUGUCGAGGAUUCACAUGAAAAGACAAACCUCGUAAAAAGGUUUUUGAGUAACUGCGGUCUUAAGCACACUCAUUUAAAUGUACGGACUCCAAUGGAGAUGAGAAGGUCACGUAACAAACCGCGCUGGACUAAGUCCAGAGGAGUGGAGCAAAGGAAUGUAGCACUUGAUUGGCUGCGUAAGAAUGUGAAAGCUAACGAAACCAAAGGGGUGGUUUAUUUCGCUGAUGAUGAUAAUACCUACGACAUCAGAAUAUUUGAAGAGAUGCGGGACAUACAGACAGUUGGAGUGUGGCCUGUUGCUUUCACUGGCGCGGCCAGAUGGGCUGGGCCCAUCUGCAAACAUGGUCACGUCGUCGGAUUCCACACAAACUGGAAACCAUUUAGGACUUUUCCAAUUGACAUGGCGGCGUUUGCGAUAAACCUAAAGAUGUUAUUGGUAGACAGACCAACUGCUCGCUUUGAUCCUGAUGUUAAACCAGGUUUCUUGGAGACUUCAUUUCUGGAUCAAAUCACCACUAUGGAGGAUAUGGAACCAAAGGCCGGAAACUGUUUAAAGGUAUAUGUGUGGCAUACCAGGACGGAGACGCCAAUCGUUAACAUCAAUGGCGAAAAACAGCUCAUCAAGAAAGGAAAACCAUCAAAUCCCGAAGUUGAGACAUAACCCAGCCUAAUUUUCCAUUUUAAAUUUAUUGAAUUUAUGACAUGCGCUGUUUUGCCACGUUCGUCACCUCAAUGUGAAGAGUGUUACAAACUAAAUCUGUUCGUGACCCUAGAGGCGUCCUCUGGCCCUGAAGAGGAGGCCACAUUCUAGGCAUGGAAGAGACAGCAAAGGCACACAUCUGAGACUGAAUUCGAUUACGAACUUCUGUUAUCCCAGUUCACGCGUCUGACAUCCAAAGCCCUCUUCAUCCCAGCUACGACUGAUUUAGUCAAGAGUAAACAAUAAGUACUUUGGAUAAAAGAAGACCUUAUAGUAACACAUUUUAAGGUUACAUAAAAUGAGAAACCUUGCCCAUACGAGCAUAGCCUUCGACGAUGUCCGUGUCAACGUUACAGAGUUAUAAUAGUCUUGAUGCGGGACUGAUUUUUGAACUUUAACUUGCAUUGUCGAGAAAGAGACAGUACAUCAUCCUGGGGCUUCAUAUCUUUACCCUCAGAAUCGAAUUUAAAAGCACAGACAAUGGUAGAGAGAAAAAUCUCAGCUUAUGAUACUCUUCUUCCCCAGAGUCUCUUUCCCUCACUAAAUACAUCUUUCGCAUGUAUUUUUAGCGUCAGCUUGCCUGGGGUGAUACCAAGGUACUAAGAUGAUUAAAAAUUCAUAAAAGUUAGCAAUAUUUACAAACGACUAAGUGGCAUUACAAUGCAUUUUAAUCAUAACCAACUUCUAUGUACUUUAGGUAAAGACAUGCAUUGUUAUGUAGUAAGCCAAGCAUUGAUAAUGCGUGACUGUAGUUGACAACUACUCUGGUACGAUAAAAGUAUAGGAUGAACAAAACGAAAUAAAUUGUUUUCCCUGGUUGAUGUGACACUUAGAUGGAUAUAAAACUUCAAAAGAAAAUAAAAAUUGAAAACUGACGAGAAGGGAGAAAAAUGUGAAAGUGUAAUCUUGUGAAAAAUCCCCGGGCCAUUCAGGUUAACACACAUUUGAUUCACAAAACUCAAACACUGAUCUGAGGAACUUCUGAAGGUCUGAACGAUUCGCUGCAAUGAAAAGAAUGACAUGUUUCGACAUGUUCCCUACAAUCUGUGUACAGUUGAGACAAGGGCAAAGAACGCUGAGCUACAGGUUAAGCUACAAGUUAUUGUGCCCAAUUCGAACGAUGGCGGUAAACCGUUCCCUCGCAUGGCGACAAUUGCGCAUGCGUAAUCUCUAGCUGCGGUGCUAACUCCUUAUGUGCCGAAGAUGAACUGAAACCUGCAGUGACAGAGCAAGCUAUUGCAGUCAAACAAGAAGUCAAACUCGAAGUCCAACUCUAGCUCAAAUCCAAACUCGAUCUUCCACGAUUCCCACAGUGCACGUUCACAGAACUCGAUUUCAGCUCACUUGUGGCACGUUGGUGCAGCAGUAGACCAGUAUAUCUACCUCCCCGCCCCCUGCUUGAUGGCCCAAUAAAUUCCAAGCGCGCUUAUCCGCCCUCGACGCAUUUUUCAUUAUAUUUUUUCAAAAAGGGAUCUAGUGUUGUCAAUUACGCUAUACAGAAGGUAUCCAAGGCCACAUACGAACCUAUAAUGUGUGUGACUGUAAAUCGAAACUCAUAUUCGCCCAAGCAGGUAAGGGAGUACCACGUUAGCCAAAUUCAUUUCGAUCCUUGAUAUUUAUGCAUUCGGGAUAUAAACUUGUAUGAUAGCUCGCAUAACGAAACCCGCCAUUAUACCCUCCCUACUUUACCCUUCCCUUGGAUAUAUUCAAUAAGCGUUCUCCAAAAAUAUAUUUGUGCUAUCCAAAUGCCAAAGGUUC